Messenger RNA from Salvia miltiorrhiza (redroot sage), 1622 nucleotides. Its product is annotated as histone-lysine N-methyltransferase, H3 lysine-9 specific SUVH4-like. NCBI's taxonomy places the organism in Eukaryota, Viridiplantae, Streptophyta, Magnoliopsida, Lamiales, Lamiaceae. Gene Ontology annotation, cellular component: nucleus. The record is from RefSeq and is a predicted model, not a curated record. Gene Ontology annotation, molecular function: protein binding; histone methyltransferase activity; zinc ion binding.
AUCGCGUUUCCGCGAUACCCAUAUAUUUGGGGAGGCAGAGAGACAACUUUCCGUUCUUACACCUACUAGUAUUAUUUAUUAAGAUAAUAAUUUUUGCCAAACCCUAGAGAGAGAGUGUGACUGCCAAGAAAAUUUCAAAUAUUUUCACGACAUUAAAACGUCUAUCCUACUUUCACAUUCCCUCCACUUCUCUCUUUUUUCUUUCUCUACUGUAACUGGACACAGCAACAGCAGCAGCAAAUGGUGGUGUUGUACACUGACGAACAGCUGGAUCGAGAUCUCACAAUCAAUGGGGAGAAUAAGAGUGGGUAUUCCCUGAGGAGGACUGGCGCAAGAGUGAAGACUCGCGAAGCUAGAGACUCUUCUCCUUCGCCACCUCCUCCUCCCGCCGAGAGGAAAAGGACCGUCCCUGCCUCCAGCAAAAUGGGGCGGAUAGAGAAAAAAAUCAAGACAGAGAAUGCCGAGACCAAGGCCACCGCCUUGGUUGCAGGUGGUGGUGGCAACAGUGACGAAUCCGCCACUUUCGCUGUGGAGAAGAGUGCUUAUGCUAAGGUCACAGAAACACUGCGGAAGUUUAACAAAUACUAUCUCAAUUUCAUCCAGGCAGAAGAGACUAGGUGCGCAAAGCAGGACGCUGAUCUUAAGGCUAUGAAGGUUUUAAAAUCUAAAUCCAAGGUUUUAAAAUCUAAGCCCAAGAUAGGUGAUACCACUGAAGAUCCCACUAAAAAGGCUUCCAAGCGCCCUGAUCUCAAGGCUACGGCCGAGAUGAGGAAAACUAAAGCAAUUCUAUACCCUGAGAAGAGAAUUGGCUCCAUUCCAGGUAUUGAUGUUGGUCACCAAUUUUUUUCACGAGCCGAGAUGGUUGUGGUGGGUUUUCACCAACACUGGUUGGGUGGAAUUGACUUCAUUGGGCAAAGUGCUACCACUUCCAGAAAAUCUGGAAAAGAAUUGGGAUUGAAAGGAUACAAGCUUCCACUUGCUGUAUCUAUUGUUUUGUCUGGCCAAUAUGAGGAUGAUUUAGACAAUUGCGAGGAAAUUGUCUACACUGGUCAAGGAGGAAACAAUUUGCUUGGAGACAAACGGCAAAUUGCGGACCAAGAACUGAAAAGAGGCAAUUUGGGACUUAAGAAUUGUAUGGAGCAAUCUGUACCUGUCAGGGUAAUUCGUGGACACAAGUGUCAAAACAGCUACGUAGGGAAGGUUUACACCUACGAUGGCUUAUAUAGGGUUAGGAGUUAUUGGGCUGAAAAAGGAGUUUCUGGAUUCACAGUCUACAAAUUUAGCCUAAAACGAGAUGAUGGACAGCCACCUUUGACAACGAAGGAGGUUUAUUUUACUCGUGGUCGUAUUCCUAACUCUAUAUCAGAAAUAAGAGGGUUGGUUUGUGAAGAUAUUGCUCAAGGCCUUGAGAAUAUUCACAUCCCUGUCACUAAUUUGGUCGAUGAUUCUCGCAUUGAAGGUUUUGUCUACAUCAAGAACUUGAAAUUUAGUAAGAAUGUACGUGUCCCUACAAUUGCUCCAAUCGGAUGUGACUGUCGUGGAUCCUGUGCCGAUCCAAGAAGCUGUGCAUGUGCAAAACUUAAUGGGGGUGUUUUCCCAUAUGUCCACAGGGAUGGUGGAAG